This is a messenger RNA of Menidia menidia (Atlantic silverside), 1356 nucleotides long. NCBI's taxonomy places the organism in Eukaryota, Metazoa, Chordata, Actinopteri, Atheriniformes, Atherinopsidae. The record is from the annotation of a GenBank genome assembly.
AUGGCAUCCGGAGCUCUGUUCCCCAGCAUGGUGUCCGGCUCCCGAGGCUCCUCCAGCAAGUACCUGGUGGAGUUCCGGGCCGGGAAGAUGACCAUGAAGGGCAGCACGGUGACCCCGGACAAACGCAAGGGCCAGGUCUACAUCCAGCAGACCGACGACUCCCUCAUCCACUUCUGCUGGAAGGACCGCACCACGGGGAACGUGGACGAUGUGGGUGGUGAGGCGCGGCCGCCGGCCCCACCCGCCCGCUGCCUUUUCUUUUUUAAACAUUGCUUUUCAUGUCCCCCAUCUAAGGACCUGAUCAUUUUCCCUGACGACUGCGAGUUCAAACGGGUCAGCCAGUGCACCACAGGCCGCGUUUACGUGCUGAAGUUUAAAGCCGGCUCCAAAAGACUCUUCUUCUGGAUGCAGGAGCCCAAGUGCGAUAAGGAUGACGAGCACUGCCGCAAAGUGAACGAGUUCCUGAACAACCCGCCCAUGCCCGGGGCUCUGGGCAGCGGCGGCAGUGGGGGGCACGACCUGUCUGCCCUGGGAGGGGAGGGCGGCCUGCAGAGCCUUCUGGGUAACAUGAGCCACAACCAGCUCAUGCAGCUGAUUGGACCGACGGGACUGGGGGGGAUCGGAGGUCUCGGGGCGCUGGCCGGUCCGGGCUUGACCAACCUUCUGGGGGGGGGCAGCAGCAGCAGCAGCAGCAGCGUGCCUGCAGCCAGCAACGCCACCACCAGCCCGUCCACCGCUGUAACGCCCACCUCCACCUCUGCGGCCAGCCGGCUGGGCUCCUCCCAGGUGCCCACCACCCCCAUCACCCCCUCGGCCACCUCGGCGGCCCCCCCCCCCCCCAGCACCCCCUCCACCCCGGCCGUGUCCUCCCUGGCCGCGGCGGCGGCCGCCAACUCCACGCAGCCCAUCCAGCUGCGAGACCUGCAGAGCAUCCUGGCCACCAUGAACGUACCGGCGGGCAGCCAGGGAGCGAGCUCUGUCCCCCCCGCAGUGGACCUCGCCAGCGUCCUGACCCCCGAGAUCAUGGCCCCCAUCCUGGCCAACCCCGAGGUGCAGCAGAGGCUGACCCCCUACCUGCCCUCCGGAGAGUCCCUGCCCCAGAGCUCAGACGAGCUCCAGAACACACUCAGCUCGCCCCAGUUUCAGCAGGCCAUGAGCAUGUUCAGCAGCGCUCUGGCGUCCGGGCAGCUGGGACCUCUGAUGAACCAGUUCGGCCUCCCUGCAGAGGCUGUUGAUGCAGCCAACAAGGGAGAUGUGGAAGCUUUUGCCAAAGCCAUGGAAACGGAAACGAAGUCGGACCAGGACAGUGACUCCAAAGACAAAAAAGACGACGAUGAGGACAUGAGUUUGGACUGA